GAAGUCUGUCUGCCGCCUCGACCAGAAUAUCCCUUCGGAGCCAUAAAGAACUAUACUUGUCAUGUAAUAUUUGAUUGUAUGUUAUGAAAAGGACAAAGGGGAAACAGCUGAACGCACCCAAUACGAUAUCCUCUAAAGCAGCAUUCAGUUUAGUUCAGUAUUUUUUUAGGAAACUGACAGGCACUAUUUUGUAUGGCGGAUUGGUACUUGUUUACAGGACGUCACAGUGCGGCAUAAAAAACGCAAACCAACCAGCAGGGGAGAGAAGCAGCAAGUUGAUUGCAAAUUGCAAGCAAAUACAAUUUAAACAAGAAAUACACAACCGAUCUAUUUCCUUCAGCAGAAUCACCAACGGGUCCUGUAGCCUUUGCAUUUUGACGUCGAAAUGCAUGGAACUUUGCUGUCUUGCGCUUCAAAGGUGUGGCCACUAUAGUGUGAAGCAGCUGCCCUACCUACAGUUAAAAUGUCCAGCACAAGAGAAGCGCCCCUAAGUUGUGCAGGUAGUAAGGCAUUGAGAGAAGAAGCUCUGUCCAGACAAGCUGCUUGGAGGCCAUCCCGUCUGAUACAUCUCUAAAGAACGGUGCAUCUGGCUUUCGAACAGAGAAUGAGAGGCCCCCCAUUUCCUGGAAGACACUGUUUCUCCUGCCAUUUAUCCCAGAGCAUCGCUGCGUGCAGAAGAUGUGAGGCUGCAGCAGAGCGAAUUCAGGAUUAAAAUAUAUAAAAAGAAACAUUUUCAUUUUAUUAAAGAAGGCGGGUUAUAAAGUUACGCCGAACCAACACUCGUUCAGAGAAUCUCGGGUCCCAAUUUUAUAUUUUUAUUUUAUUUUUAUUUAUUUAUUUAUUUUUAAAAUUCUAUUUAAAAACAAAUAACAUUGUAACGAGUACAGCUCAGCAUGGGGGACCAGCCUCUGUACAAGCCUAGUGACUCGGGGAAUGGCACGGACGGGGCCUAUUUCCAGCAGCAUCCAAACCCCUUGGCCACUAUGAGUGGAGGCUUGAACCACAACUACGGGUCAUCCAGCUUAGAGCCCCUCCAGUCUUCCCCAUUGUCCCCCCAUCCAUCAGACCACCACCAUCAGAGCAGCCUGGGCAACUCCAAUCUCAUGUGGGGCUCGCCCAGCCCCGAGGAGGCUACAGACCAAGGCAGUGCCAGAAACUACCAGUACAGUGGUACAGCCCAGACAGCUGCAGAUGGGCAGCCUAAAGUCACAAGCAGUGUGUUGCAGAAGCUAGAUUCCUUCACCCAGGUCUUUGCAAACCAGAACCUGCGGAUCCACCAAGGCAGCGCUGAUGGAAAUGGGCAGAGCCUGGCGGAACAGGGGCAAUCGUCUGCCUCUUCCUCUUUGGCUGACGUCACUGCAGACAGCGCCCUACGGCAGCUUCUUUCCCAGAAACCCCACCUGCAAGAGCAGACACAGGAGAUACCUGUGCAGCAGCAGCAAAGGUACCAGCUGGAGCAACAGCAGAUGCAGAGGUCCUUUGACGCCACACACCCCAAGUCGCAGCAGGUAACAGACGUACAACAGCAGCAGCUCUAUUAUGAGUACCAGCAGCAACAGCACCGGGUGGCACAAAUGCAGCACUUGCAGGCAUUCCAACAACGGCAACAGAUGCAAAGCCUGCAGUCCCAGCAGCAAAUGCUACAGCAUCAGCAAGCACAGUACUAUCUGCAGCAACAGCAGAAACCCCAGCAACAGUCUGCACAUGUACUCCUGCAGCAAUUGCAGCAGCAACGGAGCACUUAUUACCACAAGCAAGCACAUGCAGCACAAGCAGCCAUGCAUCAGUUGCAACAACAGCAAAUGCAACCGCUCUCUCCCCCACAACCCUACCACCAGAACCGGAAAAUUGUACAGCAGCAUCCCCAGUACGCACCCCAGGAGCAAGCCCAUCCUGUCCAACACAUCCAGCUGUCCUCGGGGGCAGCCCCCUAUUACUAUCAGGAGCAGCAGCAGUCAGCAUCAACCCAGCAGCAGUAUCAUCUACAGGUCUACCAGCAGAAUGUCCAUUUGCAGCAGCAGGUACAGGUGGAGGAAGAACGUGCCCUCCAUUCUCCACCCAAGCAGUAUCUCCUGGAGCCCAGCUGCCAGCUUCAGAACCCAGGGGACCCUGCUGCCACUGCUGUCUCUGGGCUCCCAGAGGGGAGAAACGAUGGCCUGGCCUGCAGUGAGGUUCUACCACACAUGGGUGUCCCCAGCCCCCCACACCAGACGGUGCCGAGGUGUCUCAGAGAGGCACUGCCCACCAUGCAGCUGGCGAGCGGCAAAGGAGGGGCACAGACACAGCAGUCGCCCAGUACACUGUGGCCACAGGCGUCAUUAACAUCAGAAAGACGGCGAGAUCCCACCUCUCCUGACCACAGUUCCCUCAAUAACACAGGCUUCCAAGAGAGAGUGGAGGUGAAGAACAAGCUGAUGUGCUCCAUGUGUCAGAAGGAGUUCAAGAGUCUACCCGCCCUCAACGGCCACAUGAGGUCACAUGGGGGCACGAGGACCGCACCCAGCCCCAAGCAGGAUGAAGGGGACAAGCAGCUGCCCAUAGAGGUGGACCCCCUCCUGCACAUCGUCAUGCCUGUCUCUGUACCCGUAACGCUUCCCCCUGCCGUGCGGCCCGCUGCUGACCUCUCGCCCGUUUCCUGCUGCCCCCCCGACAGAGACGUGCCUGUGCUGGUGAGGAUGGCUGAGUCUCCACCACUGCCGUCACUGCCAGCUUCCCAGCAGCCUCUGCAGCAGCCGCCACACUCCCUCGCAGUGGCCUACCCUGCCUCCUCAAAGUUUGUCCGCAAGCCGCUGAAGAAUGAGAAGGCAGAAGGCGUCAGUGCGGGGCGUUGCCAUCCAGACAAGAAGAAGUACCGGCACCGUCUGGACCCGCUCAUCAUCCCCCCACCCUCCCUCGGCUUGUCUCUGGGGGGCGCCAUCCUGUUCCAGAGCCAACUGCGCUCCCCACGGAUCCAGGGCGAGAUUCCCCCCUACACACCCCCGCCCAUGCUGAGCCCCACUCGGCACGCCCCUGGCCUCUUCAGCAGCGUCCUCCACACCGGCAUGCCCCCCAUAAUACCCAUCACCCCCCGGGUGCUGCUGGGCAGAACCAGUAGCUCUGAUGGAAGCAGCAUCCCAGUGACACCCCGGCCAGGAGAGCAGGCUGUCGACAUUGAACCGCAUAUCAACGUUGGCCCCGGGUUCCAGGCACAGAUUCCUGAGCUCCACAGCCAUUCAGCAGUGGAGCGGGAUCAACACAAGGCCAGUAUGGUGUGGACACCAGGAGCAGAGCUGCAGAGCCCCAGGGCUCAGCAGAGAGUGGAAGACUUGGUCAAUAUGGCCUGCUCCAGUGUCCUUCCAGGGGGAGGGACUAAUGCUGAAUACGCCUUGCACUGCCUUUUCGAGACCAGAGGAGAUUUCAUGGCUACUGUGGAAAAGCUGCUGCUGUUGAAGCCCAUGAGACCAAAAUCUCACCCUUUGGCUGAUUACCACUAUGCUGGAUCUGAUAAAUGGACACCUUUGGAGAAGAAACAGUUCAACAAAGCCUUAACCACACACAACAAAGACUUCUUCCUUGUACAGAAAACAGUGAAGACUAAGACAGUAGCUCAGUGUGUGGAGUACUAUUAUACAUGGAAGAAGAAGCUCCGUCUGGGGAAAAGACACCAGACCCGCCAGGUAGACAUCAAGGAUGAAGACAUGCAGAGUGGCGAGGGUGAGGAUGUGGAGUUGGAUGAGCUGGAAGAGGACAGGAAGUCUGGCGAGGAGGAGGAGCCUGAGGCACCCAAGUCUCUAGACCUGCUGGGUAAAACCUCCCUAGAGCCAAAAGCCUACCAUGCCUCAGUACAGCUCAACACCUGCUUUGUGUGUGAAAUGCCCAACUGUGGAGCUGCUUUCAGCUCCAUGCAGGCUCUGAAUGGCCACGUCCGUAUCCAUGGUGGCACAAACCCGGUGGCAAAGCCGUCUCCGAGAGGCAAACCCAAAGCCACGUCCCAGUCUGGGUACGGCUCUGUGAAGAGCUCCCCGGCUCACAGCACCACCAGCGGAGAGACCGACCCCACCCUGAUCUUCCCCUGUAAGGAGUGUGGAAAGGUGUUUUUCAAGAUCAAGAGCCGCAACGCCCACAUGAAGACACAUCGGCAGCAAGAGGAGCAGGAGCGCAAGAAGCAGCAGCAGUGCUCCCAGGACGUGACCGGGCCCAUCAUGCUGCCCCUGGACCACAUGGGUCUGAUCAAACAGCAUGGGCCCCAGAGCGAGGCGCUGCACACACACCUCCUGCUAACCGACGACUUGGAAGAUUUCCUGCAAGACUGCAAAGAGGGUCUGUAACGGGGGUGGGGAGAGAACAGGAGCCAAGAGGAUGAGCGGAGGGCGCUCCCAGUUACCGAUCACUGAGGAGAGCAGCGCUGGGGAGCUACAGUGGAUCCUGUUUGGGAAUGGUGGGAAUCUUUGUGCAGGACAAUGCUGAUGGAUUGAAGACAUGAGAUAGGGAGGGAUGGAUCAAGUUGUCCUGAAGUGGUGCUUGGCUAAAGCUUGAUUUUGAGGAAUGUAUAGAAACCGCUUGGGUCUCUAGUUUUCUAUACCAAUGUGAAGGAAUAGGGGCUUCCAAGCUUAGAAACAGAUAUCUUCAGUUGCUGUGUGAGAGAGCAAGAGAUUUCCUGAGCACACAACAAAGAUGAAAGGUUCAGUGAAUCAUUGCACUGCUGUAGAAGAGAGGGGAGAGCUUUUCUUAGGUUCUGGUUAUUCUCAUAAUGUGUGUGUGUGUGUGUGUGUUAGAAAGAGAGAGAGGAAGAAUGCAAAUUCAUAUGAGUUCAGAACACAACUCCGUUUAAAUGUUGUUCUAUUAAGAGAGAAAGAGAACGAGUGGUGUUAGAGCUUGAGUCUGAUUCAGGGGGGGUGAUUUAAACUCCAUUUAAAUCCUCAGGUCAUCCUCUUCACAAGUGAAGCACAGGCACUAGAAAGUGUUAAAUGUGAAACUGCUGGUUAGUUCCCAUACGAGCGACAGUCUUUCUGCACUAGCCCUGGUUUACUCUCCAGUUUAGAUUCCGAACAAACCAACGAACACUGGAAUCCUGAAUAGCACAGAAUGAAGUGGUGUUCGGGGUUUGUUCAGUUCUGUUUGUGUCAGUCAGGACGCACUCCCUUGCUUUCCAAAUAAUAUCAUUUAAAAAAAUGUCAGGUCCUAUCUGUUGCACACCUUGUGUGCAAAUGAACCUACAUGUGUGUUGAAGAGCUGGAACUUGAUGAUUCUAGAUCUCCGUUGAUGGGUAUCAGUAU
Messenger RNA from Polyodon spathula (Mississippi paddlefish), 5255 nucleotides. RefSeq names its product transcriptional-regulating factor 1-like. Gene Ontology annotation, biological process: regulation of transcription by RNA polymerase II; negative regulation of DNA-templated transcription. Bases 894 to 4307 code for a protein of 1137 amino acids. The transcript is spliced from 17 exons. The record is from RefSeq and is a predicted model, not a curated record. Gene Ontology annotation, cellular component: histone deacetylase complex; transcription regulator complex. Lineage: Eukaryota; Metazoa; Chordata; Actinopteri; Acipenseriformes; Polyodontidae. Gene Ontology annotation, molecular function: transcription corepressor activity.